CUUCAUUUUCAGAUGGCUGCUUUUUGAUCCCUUUGCGUCAGAAGACGAGAAAGAAAAAUCAAGGUUUUUACACCAUGAGUCGCCGAAGGAUCUCAUGUAAGGAUCUCGGACUGGCUGAUUGUCAGGGUUGGCUGUAUAAAAAAAAGGAAAAAGGAGGCUUUAUUGGCAACAAAUGGAAAAAGUUUUGGUGUGUCCUGAAGGCUUCGUCUUUAUACUGGUAUAGCAAUCAACUGGCAGAGAAAGCAGAAGGCUUCCUCAACCUUCCCAACUUCACAGUGGAUCAAGCAACAGAAUGCAAGAAAAAACACGCGAUGAAGAUCACACAUCCACAAAUCAAGACAUUCUAUUUUGCAGCAGAAAAUGUACACGAAAUGAAUAGAAUGCUAUAGUGAAAGUGAGCAUGAAGAUCCAGAAAUAAAUGCAGAGACACCACCCCCUCCAUAUUCAGAUCAAUUGCUGCUGUCUGAUUUGGCCCAGCAAGAGCUUUCCUCAACAUCACAUUUUUUAAAUGAACUACCACAGUCCUUAUCUUCCCCAGAAAGUAGUACGAUGAAAUCCACAGGCUCCUCUUCUUCCUCACUGUGCAACCUAUUGCAUUCAGAGAGACAGUCGUGGCUGGACUUAAUUAACAGCUCUUCUCCUCAAGAAGAAGUGGACAAUCAACCUCCAGCUGCCUCCGGUGACUCUGCAGACACUGAUUGCUGGUUGACAGACUGUAAUGAAAGAGUGGAAAGCGGUACCAACAGAUCCAAGGAAAACAGUCCGAUUACAGUGAAUGAAGACAAAUCUUCAUUAGGCAAGGCCAAUGAUAACUUAGCUGUACCUGGAAAAAUAGCACCGGCAACUCUAAGUAAAGAUCGUACCAAAUGCUCUGUGGAUGAAAUGGAGAAACUAUACAAGUCUUUAGAGCAAGCAAGUUUAUCUCCCAUUGGGGACCGGCGACCUUCUACUAAAAAAGAGUUGAGAAAGUCCUUUAUCAAAAGGAGCAAAAACCCUUCUGUAAAUGAGAAACUUCAUAAAAUCCGAGCUCUGAAUAGUACCUUAAAGUGCAAAGAACAUGACUUGGCCAAGAUAAACCAGCUACUGGAGGACCAUAAGCUAACAGCAACAAAGUAUAGAGAAUGGAAGAAUACAAACUCCAUUUUGAUUCAAGAUUUCUAUCAGCCACCAGACACUAUGUCCACAACUGAUGGAGACAACACAGAAUCAGAAAUUACCCCACAAUCAUCUUUCAUUGGAUAAAUAGUAUUCACUGGAAAUACUAUCUGAGGACAGUGAACUUUCCAUCACUGAUCUCCUCAGUCAUUCAGUUUGAACUGCCACAUCUUCAGGUUUUGCUUCCAUAGGUACUCAUACUUUCUGAACUGGAACAGACCAGUCCUGAAUUAACCAAUAAGAAAAAUAAGCACAUGCUUAGGGUACUAAGGAAGUGGGGUCACCAUAGAGGUUUUUUCCCCUAACGAUCAUGUCUUUAAUUCUUUCACUGCUACACUCAACUUUAGUUUUCAGCACUUACUAAGUCUUAAUGUCUUGUCAAUUAAGCAAUGGAAACGUUGAGGAGCAGUAUUAUUAGAGUAUUAUUAUUAUCAGGUUUAGAGCAUCAGUUGACCUUAAUCUGGCCCUGGAACACAGAGACUGCUGUCUAGAGCAUGACUUCCCCUUUCCAUAUUUGAUAAAGAUAGGAAAAAUCUCCUCUAAUGAUCCCAUCAUGAUACAACUCUUGUUACAGUUCUAAGAAGAACUUUUAUCUGGUGGAUGAGAUUGGGAUUACCUUUUGUAAAAUCAACCAACUUUACAAUAAGGAUAAUAUUUUAGAAAAUAUGUUUCUCAGUUUUCUUAAUGUAAGGUACAUACACAAUAAGACUUGGGCCAUUUUAAAUUUGGUUGAGAGAGAGAAGCAGAACACUUCAGGUUGGGGGAAAAAAAAACCUACCAGGGUAAGAAUUAUACAAAAUGCACUAUUUUGCCACAGCUCAUCAAUAUUUUAAUUGUUUCUGCUGAUGGAUGGUUUUGAGUCACAGAAGAAAUAAAUAAAAGAGGGUUGGUGUUUGUAUUCUAUAUAACCUUCUCAUGAUCUAUUCAAAGGACAUAGUUGCAGCCAUAAUAAGCUUCAGGUUUAUGGGGAAAAAUCCAUUUAUCAUGUCUGCAAAGUUGUGUUUGAAUUGG
Messenger RNA from Thamnophis sirtalis, 2166 nucleotides. NCBI's taxonomy places the organism in Eukaryota, Metazoa, Chordata, Lepidosauria, Squamata, Natricidae. The record is from RefSeq and is a predicted model, not a curated record.